Messenger RNA from Stegastes partitus (bicolor damselfish), 1218 nucleotides. RefSeq lists its product as uncharacterized. The coding region runs from base 218 to 1138 and encodes 306 amino acids. Lineage: Eukaryota; Metazoa; Chordata; Actinopteri; Pomacentridae. The transcript is spliced from 2 exons. The record is from RefSeq and is a predicted model, not a curated record.
CAAGCGUCCCAGCAGUCCAGCAGGCAACAGGUAUUGUGACCCUGCUCUGAGGACAACCACCGCAUGGAGCCCUCCUACCACGAAUGCCUUUUCAGCAGCUGAGCUUCAAAGAAUAAAAGCACAAUGAGGAAUCCCUGAGGAAGUUUUUCUUCUGUUUUUUUUUUUUAACCUCGCAUUUACAUUUUUUGAAACUGUAGAAGCAUUCAGCGACCGCAACAUGAGCAUGAAGAGGAGAAAGGGUGGGCUGGUCAUCAGCUGGCAAAAGUCAUUCUCCAUUCUGACUCCUUGGAGGAAAGGGAAAGGAGGCAGAGAUGAAGUACUGGACAGUGAGGUUGUCCUAACAAAAGUGAAGCUCUUCAGCAACUUUCACGAGAGGCUCCUGAUCGCCGACGACUCCGUGUUCACCAGCUCAACAGUGUCAGGUUCUGACCAGGACCUCUCGGACCUCACCGAUGCCUCCAAGGUGAAUUUCCACCUAAAUGAUAAGUGCGGACAGCUUCAGAUGGAGUCCGCCUCAGAUUACCUGUCUGACAUUUUUUCCAAGUCUCAGCUCCCGAGGUUGUACAAGUUUGAGUCGGAGGACUCCGGAGUGGACCUGCCCAGUGGAGCUAACUCUCCAUCCACCCCAACAGGUUCUGAGCAGAGCUUCGUGGUCCACAGUCGAGAGUCCUCAUGUGACUCCUGCAACUCUGACUCUACAAGUCCUCCCAGUAAACUCGUCACACAUUUAAAGAACUCUGAUAUUAAACAGGCAACAGAUUCAAUGGAUAACAGUGUGAUCACAGCGGACACUCAGGACAAUGUGUUCACAGACAAAGUCAGUCAUUCAGUUGUGACAGCCAGAAUGCACACAGGUCAGAACGUGAACCAGUGCAGAACUUUCAAAACCAGCCUUAAAGGAGAUCAGGAGAAAUCUGAACAGCUUGAAGUGAACAGUGCUGUAACUCCAUGGACCUGCUCAGAGGAUAUUAAGCCUGGGAUACAAUCCUCAAUGAGAUCCUGUGAUGAAAUAAUGAGCGAUGACUUUGAGUCAAACCCUGUAAGACCAAAUGCAACCACCGAAAGCCUCAAGGAGUAUAUGGAUGAAUGCUGCAGACUUAGUGAGGUAAGAAAAACAUCAUGUCUAAACAUCCACUGAUCCAUCUUUCCAUGCAUUGUCAUGAACUCACUGAUGACAGACAGGUGGACACAAAUGCGCGACACAGAAUGGGUUCAGGC